GGAGCAAAAUGUGAAAAAUUUGAGUUCUGUUAGCAUUGGGUUCUUCUCCUCCACAAUAACAAAUUUUCAAAUUUCAGGUGUUUGAUUCAAUUUUCUGCUCCACAAAAACAGUUUGAAUUCUUUCUCUGCAUUCCAAAGAUGCCAAAUCCUCGAAGUCUCCUGCUUUAUCCUCAACGAAUGCCUUUUCCCCUUUCUGGUUUCCUUAAACGGACAUGAAACUCUCACACUGCACACUCUACUCCGCAUGGCCUCGCUCGUCACUUUCCUGCAAUUCCCUUCGCUUUCCUCCUCCCCAAACACCUUCUGCAUCUCGCCAAAACGGUGCCCUCUCAAUUUCAAAGAUCAAAUUUCAGUCAACGUCACUCAGAAGCCCGCCGGCGUAGCCGUCGUUUGGCUAAAGCACGACCUCCGGAUCGACGACCACCCCGCCCUCCUCGCCGCCUCCAACCACUCCGCCGUGGUUCCAAUCUAUGUCUUCGAUCAUCGCAUCAUCUCCCGUUUUCCCGAGAAAAUGCAAGAAACGGUUUUGAUUGCUUUGCAAGAUUUGAGAAGCUCGUUGAAGGAUAAAGGUGCGAACUUGAUGAUUCGGUUGGGGAAUGCCGAAAAUGUGAUUCAAGAGCUUGUAAAAGAGGUUCAGUUUGUUAGUACUGUAUAUGCCGAGGAGGAGGUGGAGUAUGGCUUGAGGAACAUGACUGAUAGUGUCAGGGACACCUUGGUGGCAAUGCGGUCUUCCCCCAACUUUGUGCUGUGGCGGACUCCAUUUUAUGAUGUGAAGAGCUUGAAGGGUAUUCCAGAUUCAUACGAUGAAUUUACCAAACUUAGAUUGCCAGUAACUUUGCCACUAUCGGCCGCAACAUUAACUGAUGGAAACAUGGAAGUGGAUUGGGGUCCUAUCCCCACAUUUAAUGAUUUGAAACAAUUUAUCAAAGAAAAUCCAUGCAAAAUGGAAGAGAGUUGGAAUUCAAUGAAGGAGAUGUGCGCUGAAACGAUUUUGAUGAAGGAGUUUUUGACGCCUGGGCAAAGAAAUCUAAACAACUCGAGUUCUAGACAUGUCCAGUUCCCAUCAAAGAAGCGCAAGAAUUCUAUGUUUGUCACUACAAAGGGAAAUUCUCUGGGAGGGGGGACGAUUAACGCAUUGAAAGCUUUGGUUGCAUACUUGAGAUAUUUGGAGGGAACAGAACGUGAUCACUACUGGUGGAAAAUACAUGAACAGAUGCCCUGUGCUGAAAGUCGGGAUGGAGCUUCAUUUACUACACUCUUUGGUCCUGCCCUUUUUCUUGGCAUCCUAUCCAGAAGAAGAGUAUAUUUUGAAGCUCUCAAGUAUAAGAAAGAACAAGAUUCUGGAUUUCUGUCUCCUUUUGGAUAUUCAUCCGCAACAAUUGCCGCAACUGUUGAUUCGGUGUGCUCAAUGGAGUGGUAUUUGCUUGUUGCUCUAAAAAGUCAGUUAAGUGAUGACAGAAGAUUUUGUAUUCGUAUCUGGAGAUGGAAAGGCUAUCUAAUUCAGUAUACAGUUGUGGGUGAAGAAGGUCCUGCUACUCUUCUGGUUCAUGGUUUUGGAGCCUUCUUGGAGCAUUACCGUGACAACAUACGCGCCAUUGCUGAAGGUGGAAACCGAGUAUGGGCCAUCACACUAUUAGGAUUUGGCAAAUCGGAAAAGCCAAAUAUUGAAUACACUGAACUCAUGUGGGCUGAAAUGCUUAGAGAUUUCAUUAUUGAAGUUGUGGGUGAAUCAGCACAUCUGGUUGGGAACUCAAUUGGUGGUUAUAUUAUUGCAAUUGUCGCUCGUCUUUGGCCUGCUUUGGUCAAAUCUGUGGUUCUUAUCAACAGUGGUGGGAAUGUUAUUCCAGGAUAUUCCUCUGUGUUGUUCGCCAAAGAGAGAAGAACUUCGGGUGCUUCAUGGCUAGGUGCUAAAUUCCUUUUGUUCUACUUAAGGUUGACACUCAAGGACAUAGUGAAGAAUUGCUACCCAUCUAAAACAGAGCGAGUCGACAAUUGGCUUAUUGAUGAAAUGCUAAGAGCAUCAUAUGAUCCCGGGGUAGUAGUGGUCCUUGAAAGCGUUUUUAGCUUCAAUCUCUCAAUCCCUCUUAAUUAUCUCUUGGAUGAAUUCAAGGACAAAGUUAUGAUUAUACAGGGGAUGAGAGAUCCAAUAUCGGACUCCAAGUCAACAGUGACUAUGCUUAAAGAGCAUUGUGCUGGGUUCAUCAUCAAGGAGUUGGAUGCCGGUCAUUGCCCGCACGACGAACUGCCCGAUGAAGUGAAUUCAAUUAUUUGUGAAUGGAUAGUGAACCGGAGCAGUAAACUUCCGGCUGUUAGCUUCAAGUAGAUUACGUAAAUUAUCUGUACCGUUUGUUCUUUUUCAUCCAUGUCAAAAUUCAAAUGCAAGUUUCUUGAAAUCAAAUGGCUUUGUUGAUUAUUCUAUAUGCUACAAAAUCCAUGUUGAUGUAUAAGAAAACAUGGUGCUCCAACAUUGCCCGAGCAACGCCAGUGCAAAAUCCCUACGGCUGUAAGGGCGGCUACGCUUGACAUUGUUUCCUACAACAUAAGCACUUCAGCUCCCUCAAUUUCAUUCCUUGUGUUGCUGCUUCAGAACUCAAUGUUCACGACAGCAGCUGUUCACUAUACCUCCUCUCCCAACUUCAUUUUGUCGCAAAGACAGGUGAUAUCAGGAACUAUUCUUCCAUUACAAUCCCUCAAAAUCCCAGCACCCACAAGACUGUUCAACAACAGCGGAUCCUGUCGUUAACGACAUUGGAUCCUCAUGACACAGCUUCUGCCAUAUCGUUGCGGCAAAACAUCUGGUGUACAAGUAGCUAUAAUAACCUGCAAUAAUGUACACUUAUAAGCUGUGAAAACAAACUUGUACACCAUACGAAGGGUACUAUUACUAAUAAUGUUCAAAUUCUUGAUUUGAGGUA
This is a messenger RNA of Pyrus x bretschneideri (Chinese white pear), 2915 nucleotides long. RefSeq lists its product as uncharacterized. The record is from RefSeq and is a predicted model, not a curated record. Lineage: Eukaryota; Viridiplantae; Streptophyta; Magnoliopsida; Rosales; Rosaceae. The transcript is spliced from 14 exons. Bases 245 to 2323 code for a protein of 692 amino acids.